AUUAUUUUAAGUGGAAAAUUCUGCGUUGACUGUACUUGAGUAGCCAAUGGAUGGUUUGGAGAUAACCCAAAACCAAUAAUAUUUUCGCUAAUAUAAUAUGUAACAAAAAUAUACAGACGGAAUGAAGAUUUCCUGGUUAACCGAAGACAUAUAAAUCGCGUGCCCGCUUCAAGGUUCCUUUUAGAUUGUCCAACCAACCUGCAAUUUCAGAAUUAGGGUUUUCUUUCUUUUUCCCCUCCUGGGUUUCGUCCCGACCCUGCUUCAAGGUUCCCUUCUUCUCGGAUUGAUCCUUCGCCAAAAUGGGAGGAGGCAACGGCCAGAAGGCGAAGACGGCUCGCGAGAGGAACUUGGCGAAAGCUGGCUCCUCCAAAGGAAGCCAGUUAGAUUCGAACAAGAAAGCUAUGAGUAUUCAGGACUAUGAUGCUACGCUAGAUUUGAAACUAGACUCUAUAGUGAAGUUUGUGCUUCAGUGUUUGGCCUUCUAUCAGGUUUCUGCUGCUCUAUACCACUAUAGCUUUGUGCCUUUGUAUACAGCUUCAGAAAUCAAUACUGAAUUCUCCUGGUUUGACAUUGAUCAUCUCUUCAAGGAAAACUGGUGCAAAAGAUUGCAUCCAGAGAAUGUUCGCGAAAAGGUUUACGGACAGCCACCUUUGCUUGAGCCUCUAAAGAGUGUUUCCUCUUUCUGUUACCAAAAAGGUCUAUCUGUUGUCUCAGUCAGCAUCGGAUUGCUGGGCUGGCGGUUGCCGAAGUUGCACAAAAGGUGUCAAGAGCACGGCGUUCCUUACAAGCAGAAUGGAAACAUUCAAUUAAAAGCGCAUCCAAGAAUGGCGAGAGACCAAGGAGAAGAAUCAAUGUUGUCAGUCAGAAUAGAGGCGGUGCUGGCUGUAGCACAGGCAGUGGCUCAGACACAUCAACUUCGUAUAGCAUUACAGAGGCAGAUUUCUGAACCCUGUGAUCCAGUUGUGUAGCAGUUGGUGAAGACUUCUGGCCGGCUGGCUGCAUUUGAGGAGUAA
This is a messenger RNA of Linum tenue, 1013 nucleotides long. Lineage: Eukaryota; Viridiplantae; Streptophyta; Magnoliopsida; Malpighiales; Linaceae. The record is from the annotation of a GenBank genome assembly.